Messenger RNA from Malania oleifera, 537 nucleotides. Its product is annotated as protein MAIN-LIKE 2-like. Bases 1 to 537 code for a protein of 178 amino acids. NCBI's taxonomy places the organism in Eukaryota, Viridiplantae, Streptophyta, Magnoliopsida, Santalales, Ximeniaceae. The transcript has a single exon. The record is from RefSeq and is a predicted model, not a curated record. Gene Ontology annotation, biological process: meristem development; meristem maintenance.
AUGGAGUUUGGUCCACUUAAUUCAUCUAUAUUGACAUUGGGGAUUAUACAUCUUUCCUAUAGGGCAUGGGAGGAAGAUCAUUCUGACGCCUUUAAAGGGCGUCAGUGUGUACGUACAUUAGAAACCAUGUGGCAUGCUCAUCCUAAAAGCAUUCUGUGGAUUCAACGAGUAGGGUUCUAUCCACUGUACCAGAUUCGGUAUAUUCGCUUAGACCAUCAUUUAAUUAGUGCAUUGUUGGAGCGUUGGAGGCUUGAGACACACAUAUUCCAUUUUCCUUGUGGCGAGGCAACGAUAACGUUACAGGAUGUCGCAAUCAUCAUAGGAUUACCUAUUGAUGGUGACGUUGUUACGGGCAUGAUGCAGCAAGAGUGGGAGAUGAUGUGUCAAAACCUACUCGGAUGCAACCCCCCCACUAGCCGAAGCGGACGAAACGGCACGUCCUUGUCUAUGACAUGGAUGGACGGGAACUUACCUGAUCUUCUUGAUGAAGCAUCUGAGGAGGUCGUAUUGCAGGACGCUCAAGGGUACUGCGUUUAA